This is a messenger RNA of Folsomia candida, 1402 nucleotides long. RefSeq names its product AN1-type zinc finger protein 2A. Gene Ontology annotation, cellular component: cytoplasm; endoplasmic reticulum. Gene Ontology annotation, biological process: proteasome-mediated ubiquitin-dependent protein catabolic process; protein targeting to ER. The coding region runs from base 272 to 1072 and encodes 266 amino acids. The record is from RefSeq and is a predicted model, not a curated record. Gene Ontology annotation, molecular function: zinc ion binding. Lineage: Eukaryota; Metazoa; Arthropoda; Collembola; Entomobryomorpha; Isotomidae. The transcript has 5 exons.
GUUGUAGUUGCUGAGUCAGUGGGUUCAUAUUUCGUCAUAAUAAGGUUUAGUUUAAUGUAGUGACGUCUAAAUUCAUUCGUGGGUCAUCAGACCAGAUAUGCAAGUCAUUGACGAGACUUUUAAUAAAGUUGUUGCUGGCCCUAUUCUUUGGUUUAGUGUUUGAUUGUCCUUUGACUUACGAAGACCCACGAAGUGACUAAAUUAUUAUUUUUUUUACUAAGUGUCAAGAAAUUUCACAAAUUUUUGACGGUGACGGUGAGCAAGACACAAGAUGGAACUUCCACAUUUAGGAACACACUGCAGCGAAGACAACUGCCGACGACUUGACUUCUUACCUGUAAAAUGUGACGGAUGUUCAAAAGUAUUUUGCGGUGACCACUACUCGUAUACUGGACACAAUUGUCCUGUCGCUUAUAAGAAAAACGUCCAGGUUCCAGUAUGUCCUUUAUGUAAUGCCCCUGUGCCUGGAAACCUUAACGAACUGCCAGACAUUAGAGUUAGUCAACAUAUUGACAACGACUGCAAAUCAGAUGCAGCUAUUGGUAGACGUCAGAAAGUGUACACGAAUAGAUGCACAUUUAAAACUUGCAAGAAAAAAGAAAUGAUUCCAAUUUUAUGCGAUACCUGCAAUUUAAAUUUUUGCCUAAAACAUCGCCAUCCUCAAGAUCAUGAAUGUACAAAAAAUUGUGGAAAAUCUCUAGGAAAAGCUGGACAAGCUGCUUUAGCAAGAACGGCUGCUGCCUCAUCAUCGUCAUCAAGAAAUCAACAAUCAAUUGUCACCCGUGUUUCUAAUGCUACAUCAUCCGCUGCAAACGGUUUAAGUAGAGCUAUGGGUUUCCGACCUGCAGCUGUACAAGGAAAUUUGUCUGACGAAGAAGCAUUUCAACUGGCUUUGCAAGCAUCUCUCAAUCCCAACGCCACUGUUCUACCUGUUCCCAAUCAUACCAUUACUCAAGAACAGGAAGACUUUUUACUAGCAAAAGCGAUUGCAGAAAGUGAAGCCGGAGUUGUUGGUGAUGUUUCUGCAACGAAUCGAGGGCGCAGAAGUCAACCCAAUUGUGAAAUAAGCUGAAUUGCUGUCCAAACGAGUUACUUUACAUAACGAUAGAGCUCACAACAAUUCGGAUAGAACCGAAAUUGUUUCAUUUGACCACCAUUGUUAUAAUUAAGCCUUUAUGCUAUUAUGCUAGAUAAUAUAUAUGCGUGCAAUACAUAAUAUAGCCUGACACUCUCCAAGAAAGAUUAUUCACCACCGCACGAUAUUUUUUACCCAUCUGAAAUUUAUUAUUAGGUAUACUCUCACCAAAUUGUGCAUUCCGACCAAUCCACUUGGAUUCGAUCCAAUAGUAAAUGCUAUUGUACAAUACAUACAAAUUUUACAAAUAAAAUAUCUUUGAUUAUA